Anastrepha obliqua is the source of this 5554-nucleotide messenger RNA. It is a transcript of the gene kel, whose product is annotated as ring canal kelch protein. Gene Ontology annotation, molecular function: protein binding. The transcript has 10 exons. NCBI's taxonomy places the organism in Eukaryota, Metazoa, Arthropoda, Insecta, Diptera, Tephritidae. The record is from RefSeq and is a predicted model, not a curated record.
AAAAUAAUCUAAAGCAAAAAUUUGGAGAAACAACUUGGUUGGGUGUUUAUUUGUCUGUCUGUUUGUUUUUUUGAAGAAGUAAAAUUCUGCAUUUUUUACGGCUAUUAGUUGUAAAUUUCCGCUUUUGCGGUCCACAUUCAGUGGAAUUAAGUGCAAGUGUUUAGUGCAUGAUAUCGUUGAGUGCACUGCUGACCAAAUACACGCUGGGCAUCAUGAGCAACUUGGGACACAAUCAGCCAACGGGUGGAGCAGGUUCAGGUGCAGGUGGCGGCGGAGGAGUCGGCGGCGGUGUUGGCAGCAAUAAUGGCAAUGGUAUACAAAAUUCAGCAGCCGAAGGUAGCAUGGAACGCGGCAGCUGCUUGCUACGCUAUGCAAGUCAAAAUUCUUUGGAUGAAAGCUCACAAAAACAUAUUCAGCGCCCAAAUGGCAAAGAUCGCACCGUCGGACAGUAUCAUAAUGAGCAGCACACCACACGCUCAUUCGAGGCCAUGAACGAAAUGCGCAAGCAAAAUUUACUCUGUGAUGUAACUUUGGUUGCCGAUGAUAUUGAGAUUCCUGCACACAAAAUGGUACUCGCCUCCUGCAGUCCGUACUUUUAUGCCAUGUUCACCAGCUUUGAAGAGUCACGUCAGGGCCGCAUAACACUGCAAGGCGUUGAUCAUCGUGCCCUCGAAUUGCUCAUUGAAUAUGUGUAUACAUCAACUGUGGAGGUGAAUGAGGAUAAUGUGCAAGUAUUAUUAACCGCUGCAAAUUUACUGCAGCUGACUGAUGUCCGUGAGGCAUGUUGUGAUUACUUGCAAACACAACUGGAUGCCAGCAAUUGUUUGGGGAUAAGAGAAUUCGCCGACAUUCACGGCUGUGUGGACCUUUUGAACUAUGCCGACACUUAUAUAGAACAACACUUCAAUGAGGUAAUUCAAUUCGAUGAAUUUCUCAAUUUGAAUCACGAGCAAGUGAUCAGUUUAAUAUGCAACGAUCGCAUUUGUGUGCCAAGCGAGGAAAAAGUGUACGAAUGUGUGAUUUCGUGGAUACGUUACGAUCCGACUAUGCGAGAGCAAUACACUGCCGUGCUGAUGGAGCAUGUGCGGUUGCCCUUUCUCUCAAAAGAGUACAUUACGCAACGCGUCGAUAAGGAGCCAUUGUUAGAAGGGAAUAUAAUAUGCAAGAAUUUGAUAAUUGAAGCUUUGACUUAUCAUUUGCUGCCGAACGACACUAAAUCUGCACGUACUAUACCGCGCAAGCCAGUGGGUUUGCCGAAAAUUCUGCUAGUUAUAGGCGGACAAGCGCCCAAGGCAAUACGUUCGGUCGAGUGUUACGAUUUGCGCGAAGAGAAGUGGUAUCAGGCAGCUGAAAUGCCGAAUAGACGCUGUCGUGCUGGUUUGGCUGUACUGGGCGAUAAGGUUUACGCAGUGGGCGGCUUUAAUGGCUCAUUGCGUGUGCGCACCGUUGAUGUUUACGAUCCGGCUACGGAUCAAUGGCUCACUUGCAACAGCAUGGAGGCACGACGCUCAACACUUGGUGUCGCCGUUUUGCAUGGUUUUAUUUAUGCUGUGGGCGGCUUUGACGGCACAACAGGUCUCAGCAGCGCUGAAGUAUUCGAUCCCAAAGCCGAACUUUGGCGCCUGAUCGCUUCGAUGUCUACUCGUCGUAGCUCUGUAGGAGUGGGUGUUGUUAAUGGAUUACUCUAUGCUGUUGGUGGCUACGAUGGUUACUCACGCCAAUGCUUAUCAUCUGUGGAACGUUAUAACCCCGAUACAGAUACUUGGAGUCCAGUGGCAGAUAUGUCUGCACGCCGUUCCGGUGCUGGUGUGGGUGUUCUUAAUAAUAUACUCUAUGCUGUGGGAGGUCAUGAUGGUCCGAUGGUGCGCAAGUCUGUGGAAGCUUAUGAUCCCGAUACAAAUCAAUGGCAUGCUGUAGCUGAUAUGGCCUUCUGUCGUCGCAAUGCUGGCGUUGUGGCACACGAUGGCGUAUUGUUUGUGGUGGGCGGUGAUGAUGGUACCUCUAAUUUAGGAUCAGUUGAGGUAUACUGCCCAGAGACCGACACUUGGCGCAUUUUGCCUGCUUCCAUGACUAUUGGACGCAGCUAUGCUGGUGUAUGCAUGAUAGACAAGCCUAUGUGAAUGGAAGAGCAGGGCGCAAUAGCACGCCAAGCAAAUGCAGCAGCCGGUGGAAACAUAGAUGAUGAAAACAGUCAAGCUGAGGGCAGCAAUGUCGAGGGUGCAGUUGGUUACUCACGCAAUGAUGUACAUAUCAACUUAAACAACAGUAGCAAUAAUAAUGCUUCCCAACUACAACAACAACCAAAUCACCCACACUACGAGAACAUCUAUGAAUCCCUUGAGCAAUAUAAUGCUGCAAUUGCCGCAGCCGCAGUCGUUGCUCCUGCUGCUGGUGCCAACGCUGUUGCCCCUGCGAAUGAACUGCCGCAACCUCAAGCGGACGCAAAUGCCAUACCACCCAACCUGAAUAAUCUUAACAAUGCCAGCAACAACCAACCACGUAUUUUACCGAAUAUCAGCUACAGAAAUGAUCUUUAUGAUCGCACAGACACGCCAUCACCAGCCUAUGAUGUGCCGCGUGCUGUGCGUUCAGGCUUGGGAUUUCGACGCAAUUUCCACAUAGAUCUACAAGGAGCCAAUCGUUUCAAUGCCUCGCGCACCACUGCAUCCAACGCAGCGCCUGGUUCGCUUUAUGGCAGCAGCAGCAACUGUCAACGCCAACGUAGUUUCGAUGAUACCGAAUCGCACAAUUACUACAAUUUCAACUACCAGCCCAGCAUGCGUUACGAAAACAUUUACGAACAGAUACGUGACGAGCCAAUUUAUCGAAAUACAGGCAGUGGAGCACGCGUUUAUGGGCGUCUGGACGUUAUCGGUCAUGGCAUUGGACGAAUUGAGCGCCAUUUGAGCUCAUCCUGUGGCAAUAUUGACCACUACAACCUAGGCGGUCACUAUGCCGUGCUCGGACACUCCCACUUCGGCACUGUUGGUCACAUACGCUUAAAUACCAGCACCAGCGUGGCUAAUGCGCCUAUUAUUAAUAGUGGAUGUAAUGCUAUACCCCCCGCAACGAAUGCUACCAUAACAGCAACAAAUGUUGCAACAGGUGCCACCCAAAAAGACAGCAAUAAUGUGAAAAACAGCACCUCAUCUUUCUUCAGCUGUUUACAGGGCGAAAAUGCUCAGAGUAUGAGCAACAUAUAUCGCGCCUCAGUCGGCAUAGGUGGUGGCAUCGCGGCAGCAGCUACCACCGCUGGACAGCAAUUGCCCAUGCAAUUUAAUGGUGUUGCUGCAAAUAACGCUAAAGAGCGCGAACAACGUUCAGCCUCCGCUGGUCCAUUAUCCAUGGGUUGUGCUAAUAAUAGUAAUGGCAAUGGCAGUGCAAGUGGCGCCAGUGAGCCGCCAACCAGUUCGUCUAGCAAUCGCCAAACAGGCGCCAUACCAAAAAUAAAAGCGCUUGGUUUGAACUCGAAUAAACCGAGCAAUUCCAACAGCGCCAGCAGCACUGCUGCUGAAAAGGCGCUUGCCAUCAAGAAUGCAAUUACGAAGAAAGCAACAAAUAACACAAUCACAUCACAACAAACGCCCAAUGCAAAGGCAAAUACGACUAGCCCUGAACACUCUGCCAAUUCGGGUACCUUAAAUCGCAUCUCAAAAUCCAGUCUACAAUGGCUUUUGGUCAACAAGUGGUUGCCAUUGUGGAUUGGACAGGGACCUGAUUGUAAGAUGAUCGACUUCAACUUUAUGUUUUCUCGCGAUUGUGGCGGUUGUGAUGCCACCUCUGCCGCCACGCAUAUGACCAAUCCAUACUACACGCCACGUCUUGGCGGUAUGAUGCCGCACGAUCUUGUGCGCUUCAGUGCUGCCAAUGCUGAGAUGCACGCACCCUGUGCAGCCGCAGCAGCGGCGCUAAGACGUGAUCUCAAUAUGCGGCCGCGUGCAUUGAAUCGUUUACGUGAAUCGGAGCAAGCCAAUCGUUCGAAUGCAGCUACUCAUCGCUAUGAAGAUCCCUCAUACGAAAAUGUGCAUGUACAUUGGCAGAAUGGUUUUGAAUUUGGACGUUCACGUGAUUAUGAGCAUAGCCAUCAAACGGCGACAAACCGACCACAAUUGCAGCGCGCCAGAUCCGAGAGUCCGAGCUUUAGCACACAGCAACGACGCAUGAGGCAAAGCGCUAAUGUAGCCGCUCCUACUGGUAAUAGUGUGGCAUCGACGGCUGGCGGCGGUGCAGUCAACUAUAGCGAUCACUUCAAAAAUUAUGUACUCAACGCAGAAAACAAUACAUUCAAACCGAAAUUGGCAAAGGUGGAGAAUGGAGAAGGUGCUAAUGGUAGUACGCCCAGUGGAGGUGGAAGUGCUGCUGUUGAAGUAGCAAUCAACGCUAUAUCAGAUAAUGUUAGCGGUAUUGAAACAACACCACCUGCGGGCUCACAACUAAUAGGCUCCACAAAUCAACUUGGUGAAAUCGAAACGGAAAUGGAUGGCGCUGUGGGUGGUGCUAGCGCCGAAAUUGUGUCGUGCCUCAUCGGCAGCGCAAAUGCAGCGGAUGAUGGUAGCGAAAUCCCUACAAAUACAAGUCAAAUACUAAAUACAGAUAUGAAUGAGAAUGUGAAUGUGAACUUGAAUGACAACGAGACUGAUGCAACAAAGACAAAAGCCACUAACAACAGCAACAAUAAUAAAAUAAAAUCAACUAACAAUGAACCAAACGAUGAUUGAAAUGAAAUAUUCAAGCGACGGCGUUGCUGAUAAUAAUAAUUAACAAAUAGUUGGCAAAAUAUAUGAAGAAAAAAAAAAAACAAAUUUUGAAUACAGAAUUUUUCGCAAAGCAAACCAGUAAAAAUAUAUAGUAUAUUAAAGCACCGAAUAUUGAAUUCCAUGUAGAAACAUAGCCACUUGCCGGAAUGCGCACAUUAUAAAGGAUGUGUAGAUGUAAGCCGAAAGCAGGCAGUGAAAAUUAUGCACCAGAUAUAAGGCGUUCCUGCAACAGGCGGUUCUACGUAACCGGAACGAUCCGCAUUUAUAUCCUGCCAAGGACUAUCACUUCCUCACCGCAAAUAUACGGGGAAUUGGUUUAUAUUGUUACAACAACGACAACAACAUAAACCAAUUCAAAUCAGCGCACUAUAAAUCUUUGAAUCUUCACAUCCAAUGUAAUAGUGCCGUUCUUGCAACAUACGCACACAUACAUACGUUUUUAAUUAAAUAUGUAGUUUCAUAGGCAAAAAAUAUGUUUGGAUUAUAUUUAGUAUUUUGCAUAACAAAUUCAGGAUUUAUCUUUCUGUAUUUUCGCAAUUUUUUCGCAAUUACAUGUUUACACAUGUUGACUUUUAAUUAUAAGUAAAACAAAUUGUAUUUUUUCUAUUCUCACUUUAUUACAUUAAUCAUCGCAUGAGUUUUACACUGUACUCAUUGAUAUGUUGUUUAUUAUGCAAGCAUAGUAAUUUAUUUGAUAAAGACAAUAUAUUGAAAUAUCCUACGGGCAUAUUUAAUAGAUUCAAUUCUGUUUAACAAGUUCUGCGACUGAGCAAAUAAACGAAAAUUUCAGUAAUUAA